Thyridium curvatum is the source of this 1338-nucleotide messenger RNA. RefSeq lists its product as uncharacterized. The record is from RefSeq and is a predicted model, not a curated record. Lineage: Eukaryota; Fungi; Ascomycota; Sordariomycetes; Thyridiales; Thyridiaceae. The coding region runs from base 1 to 1338 and encodes 445 amino acids. Gene Ontology annotation, molecular function: protein binding. The transcript is spliced from 3 exons.
AUGAGGAGCACCCUUUUCCUGUCCGUCUGCACGGCUACGGUCCUUGCCCAAAACUCGAUCCUUGACCACUCACAUGUCGGCAUCUGCCGCUCGCCCUUGCUUUCAUCUCUCGAUUUCCUGUUCGAGAAGAGAAUAUGCUCGCCGUACGGCGGCGCGCUAGACAACCGCCGAGACGAAGGACACUCGACCAGCACGGGGCCUUGGUCUCAUUCGCGUUGCUAUCGCAAUGGCACCGACGAGUUCUGCAUGUACACGAGCACGACGUUCGCCGAGAACAGGGGCAUCUCCAUCCUGACGACACCGGAACGGGUGGCCAAGUUCUCGAAGCUGCGGGCCUUCACGGAUCCCAAGUCUAUCAAAGAUGUCAACCAGGACAUAGUCAGGACGCUUCCCGCGAGAUAUAACGUGGUCCCGAUCCCGGGAAAGGAUAUGGGUGUCACGGCCAAGCAGCCUCUGAACAGGGGCGAUCUCAUCAUGAGCAACACGGCGUCAAUGAUGAUCGACUACGCCGCCUUUGAGACGCUUCCCCACGCGGACCUGCAGAAGAUCCAGGCGGCCGGCGUCGACGCCCUGCCGACUGCGCACCGUGCCAGGUUCCUCAACCUGUCAACGCACAACCCGACCGAGGGCUACUACCAGAGAGUCGAGAAGCUCCUCGCGACGAACGCGUUUGACAUUGAUGUGGACGACGGUGGAGAGACCGAGUUCUUCGUCGUGUUCCCCGAGAUUGCGCGGUUCAACCACGACUGCCGCCCGAACGCAGACUACUGGUUUGACCCCGAGACCCUGACGCAGUACAUCCAUGCCGUACGGCCCAUUGCUGCUGGGGAGGAGAUCACGAUAUCAUAUAUGGACCCCGUCAACACGCGCAAGAACCGCAUGCACAAGCUGCACCACGUCUGGGGCUUCAAGUGCAGCUGCUCGCAGUGCACCAAGCCGCGGCUCAUCAGCCGGGACUCGGACGACCGCGUGCGGCAGAUCCAGGCGCUGCGCGCGGACCUGCAGGACCACAGCGGCGGCUCGCGCGCGACCCCCCAGAUGGCCGAGCUCUUCGUCUCGCUGUUCGAGCAGGAGCGGCUCGAGUCGAUGGCGUACGAGGCGCACACGCACGCGGCGCUCGAGUGGAACGGCGUCGGCGAGCCGUGGCUGGCGACCAAGCACGCGCGCCUCGCCAUCGAGCACGGGCUCGCGAGCGUGGGGCCGCGCAACUCGGACGUCGUGGAGAUGCAGGCGCUCGCCGAGGACCCCUGGUCGCACUGGAGCUGGAUGUCGAGGACGAAGAGGCGGAUGGGCUGGGGGAGGCGGGAGGAGAGCGACGACGAGGAGGAGGAGGAUUGA